ACAUUUUGAACAGGAGAACUAAGAUAACCAGAGAGAGAGAGAAAGAGUAGAAUGUUCUGAUGUCUAAGCGCAGGAUAUGGUUUGGUGUAGAAACAAGACGUCACAGGAAACAGAGAAGGUGACAGCAAGCAGCCUUUAGGAACAGCCGAAUACAAGAACAGAAAACGAGAAAGAUGGAAAGAAGUAAGACGCAGCCGCUUCAACAGGGGGUCCAAAUUCAAUCCCACAACAUCACCGGUCCAUCCUGUGCUGGUGUCCAGCCUCAGAUUACCUUGUCUCUGCAUGAACUAUUAGAUGAAGUGGUGGUUGCAAUAUUGGCGAUGGUGGUGGCGGUGGUGCAUGUGGUGGUGGUGGCAGUGACGACCAGGGUUCACAGGAGAAGAUACCACCGCAUGUUGGAACGAAGUCAGAAAAUGGAGUCUCAACCCCAGCCUAGCACCAGCCGAAGCGCGCAAACACCCACACAAACACACGAGGCUUCACACCAGCUCGAGGACACGAACCGAGACUCCCACAUAUAUGAAGUCAUCCCCUUCGAUACUAUGAACCCUCCUGACGAACAUUCUCCUCUAUAUGAGACUGAGGGCCUUUACGAAGAGAUUCAAGGUCACAGGGCAUCCGGAGGCAUUAAAUUUGCAGAUUAUGAGACUGUUAAAUAUGAAAAGAUUGAUUCUCCUAACAGUUCUCAAUCCAUGUGUGAAAUUUAUGCUAAUAUAUGUAACACUUCAACCCAUGCGGAACCCCAACUUCCUGAAACUCCCAUUGACUCUGAAACUGAAGGUGACACAGUGAAAUACGAUGAUGUUGCAGCCCCUGAAACUUCCAAUACCCCUGAAAGUCCCACUGGCCCUGAAACUGAAGGUGAUGCAGUGAAAUACGAUGAAAUUAUAGACCCUGAAACUUCCAAUACCCCUGAAACUCCCACUGGCCCUGAAACUGAAGGUGAUGCAGUGAAAUACGAUGAAAUUAUAGACCCUGAAACUUCCAAUACCCCUGAAACUUAUACUGACCCCGAAAAAGACGAUGCUGGGUAUGAAAUUCCUCUUGUGGUUAAGGGUUCACAAGUCUAAGGGUCAGGGUAGUUUAGACUAUUAGGUUAGGCUGUUUGAUUAGGCUGUUUGUUUGAUUAGGCUGUUUGUUUGGUUAGGCUGUUUGUUUGAUUAGGCUGUUUGUUUAAUUAGGCUGUUUGUUUGGUUAGGCUGUUUGUUUGGUUAGGCUGUUUGUUUGGUUAGGCUGUUUGUUUGAUUAGGCUGUUUGUUUGGUUAGGCUGUUUGUUUGGUUAGGCUGUUUGUUUGAUUAGGCUGUUUGUUUGGUUAGGCUGUUUGUUUGGUUAGGCUGUUUGUUUGAUUAGGCUGUUUGUUUGGUUAGGCUGUUUGUUUGGUUAGGCUGUUUGUUUGAUUAGGCUGUUUGUUUGGUUAGGCUGUUUGUUUGGUUAGGCUGUUUGUUUGAUUAGGCUGUUUGUUUGGUUAGGCUGUUUGUUUGGUUAGGCUGUUUGUUUGAUUAGGCUGUUUGUUUGGUUAGGCUGUUUGUUUGGUUAGGCUGUUUGUUUGAUUAGGCUGUUUGUUUGGUUAGGCUGUUUGUUUGGUUAGGCUGUUUGGUUAGGCUGUUUGUUUGAUUAGGCUGUUUGUUUGAUUAGGCUGUUUGUUUGGUUAGGCUGUUUGUUUGAUUAGGCUGUUUGUUUGGUUAGGCUGUUUGUUUGGUUAGGCUGUUUGGUUAGGCUAUUAGGUGAGGCAAUUAGGUUAGGCUAGGUUAGACAUUGUUAUGGUGUUAUAUAGAGUUUGUAAUGCACACACUGUUUAUAAUACAAUUUUUAAUACUCCUCUUUCUACUACUACUACUAUUACUACUACUACUACUACUAUUACUACUCUGGUUAUUACCCAUGCUCCUCCUUCACCACCACCACCACCUCCUCCUCCUACUACUACUACUACUACUACUACUACUACUACUUGAGGCGUAUAUAUAUUUUUUUUUUUCUCCACGAGUACACUUAUAAGGGCGAGUGAAGGUUAAUUAUCCUGCUUUCAAUGUAUUAUGUACGUUCAAGUUGUAUUUGUUAUUAUUUUCCUUUCCAAUAAAUGAUAAACAGCAAA
This is a messenger RNA of Scylla paramamosain (green mud crab), 2096 nucleotides long. RefSeq lists its product as uncharacterized. The transcript has 3 exons. The record is from RefSeq and is a predicted model, not a curated record. Lineage: Eukaryota; Metazoa; Arthropoda; Malacostraca; Decapoda; Portunidae. The coding region runs from base 174 to 1070 and encodes 298 amino acids.